Diaporthe citri is the source of this 402-nucleotide messenger RNA. RefSeq lists its product as uncharacterized. The record is from RefSeq and is a predicted model, not a curated record. The coding region runs from base 1 to 402 and encodes 133 amino acids. NCBI's taxonomy places the organism in Eukaryota, Fungi, Ascomycota, Sordariomycetes, Diaporthales, Diaporthaceae. The transcript has 4 exons. Gene Ontology annotation, cellular component: endomembrane system; membrane.
AUGCCGGACUUUAAGCCCAAGAACCCUGUGCAGCUAGCCCCUCCCAAGGACGACCCUAUUUCUCUGGAGGAGCUUGCCAAAGCUGAUGGCAAGGAGGGAGCGAAGUGCUACGUCGCAAUCAAGGGAAAAGUAUACGAUGUGACCGGCAACAAGAUGUACCAACCCGGGAACUCAUACAACGUGUUCGCGGGCAAGGAUGCCUCCAGGGCGCUGGGCAAGACCUCGACCAAUCCGGAAGACGUCUCGUCAGAGUGGAAGGACCUGAGCGACAAGGAGAAGGGGACGCUCAACGACUGGGUCAAGUUCUUCUCCAACAGGUACAACGUCGUCGGGACCGUCGAGGGCGCCACGAAUUUCGACGACGAGCCUGCCGCCGAGGCCGCCGCCCCGUCCUCCAGCUAG